AUGAAUGCCAAAAUCGCCUUCCUACUACUCGCCGCCUCCCUGUGCUAUGCCCGCCCGGCAGACCCCGCCGUGGCCGACUCCUAUUUGACCGAGAAGCUACAGCCCUAUAUGCCCGAUGCGCUUGCGCUUCACAGCUACGCCGCCAGCCAUCCGACCGAGUUCACUGAGAACGAUCGCCCCGAGCCUAAUGUUGAGUACUACGCCAACAGCGCCUCCUGGGUCAAACUAGACAAGACUGAAUUUAACUCAUAUAUUGACCGCCUUAAACGGAAACACCACCUAGCGGGCGAGAACCUAGAGCUUGAUGAUGACAAGCUAUUCCUCCGUGUCGAGGAUACUAACCUUUUUGAUGGCUUGUUCUGA
Eremothecium gossypii ATCC 10895 is the source of this 363-nucleotide messenger RNA. Its product is annotated as AGR313W-Ap. The coding region runs from base 1 to 363 and encodes 120 amino acids. The transcript has a single exon. The record is from RefSeq and is marked provisional. NCBI's taxonomy places the organism in Eukaryota, Fungi, Ascomycota, Saccharomycetes, Saccharomycetales, Saccharomycetaceae.